AAAAACUAGGUUAUAUCCAUUUGGAAAUACGUUUGAGUUUGUUGAGAUAAAGAAAGAAAUUCAGCAACAGCAAUGGGUUCUCUUAUGGCAGGAUGGGACUCUCCAACCUUAGAUCCUGAAGCAGCUACAAUAGAGAGGAAUCGAUCGCUCACCAAAGAAGAAAUCAAUGCUUUCUGGACAGCAAAGAAAGAGACAGAGUUAGAACACCUCAGAGCUAUUUCCAAAUUAUCUCAGACUAUUCAGGCUCAUUCUCAGAAAUCUUUAGGCAUGAUCAAUGUUGACGAAAACAGUUUGGAGCAGCUUAUGAACAAAAAUUGCUGGUGGACUAAGAGCAGGUGGGCAUUUCUGAAUGAACCACCAUUGAUGGAAGCUUCUUCCAACAACUAUGUUUCACAGUUUCACGUGGCUAAGUUGGGAUCAUCCAAAACUAAUACCACAAAUGGAAUUAGGGCGUGACAUGAAUAUUUGCUGAUGUUACCUGUGUAUUAUUGUAUUGUAUAUGAGUAAUGCCGUCUGUUUUUGUCGUAAGAACUGUUUGAAAACAUAAUAUUCUUUUACUUUGUGGUUAAGGAAAAGCUGGUUUGUUUCUUUGGUGCCGGAUAUAUACUAUAAACAAUAAUAUAUUAUGAUCUAUCGGAUAUAAACCUUAAGGAGCUA
This is a messenger RNA of Vigna radiata var. radiata (mung bean), 657 nucleotides long. RefSeq lists its product as uncharacterized. The record is from RefSeq and is a predicted model, not a curated record. The coding region runs from base 73 to 456 and encodes 127 amino acids. The transcript has 4 exons. Lineage: Eukaryota; Viridiplantae; Streptophyta; Magnoliopsida; Fabales; Fabaceae.